Molecule: messenger RNA, 4719 nt
Organism: Pomacea canaliculata
Lineage: Eukaryota; Metazoa; Mollusca; Gastropoda; Architaenioglossa; Ampullariidae
Product: bifunctional arginine demethylase and lysyl-hydroxylase JMJD6-like
Exons: 9
Coding region: 149-1453 (434 amino acids)
Biological process (GO): phagocytosis
Cellular component (GO): nucleus; cytoplasm
Molecular function (GO): histone H4R3 demethylase activity; P-TEFb complex binding
Source: RefSeq, a predicted model, not a curated record
AGUGUGCUUUGCGGCAAUUGUGGCAUCUACAGGUCGAAUCUUAGAAUCUGGUGGGAAGCUUGACUCUUCGUCUUGAACUCCAUCUUUACAGUCGUGAUCAGAUCAGGCUGUUGUAAUAUUUUCUCCCAUUAACGUUUGUUUGUCCUGUAUGGACCACAGACUUCGCAAAAGAGUUCGAGAAGCGAAAUCUAAAGCUCGACCUGAGCUUUCAUCAGAGAAACAUGGAUGGCAUUGCCUGAAUUAUGCAGAGACUUUUGAUUUAUCUCUCUCAUCUUUUCGAGAUAACGUAGAACGAAUUGAUGUGAGCAAGGUUAGCACGGAAGAGUUUGUCACUCGGUACGAGAAAACUUAUACCCCAGCUGUCCUAACCAAUGUUCAAGAAGACUGGCCUGCCAAGUACAAAUGGACACUUGAUCGGCUAUGCAAGAAAUACCGAAAUCAACGAUUCAAGUGUGGAGAGGAUGAUGAAGGUUAUUCUGUGAAAAUGAAGAUGAAGUACUUUGUUGCCUACAUGAAGAAUAAUUCUGAUGACAGCCCUCUCUACAUUUUUGACAGCAGCUAUGGAGAGCAUCCCAAACGAAAGUGUCUACUUGAAGACUAUGAAGUGCCAAGUUACUUUCGGGAUGAUCUCUUUAAGUAUGCUGGAGAACCCAAGCGUCCACCUUAUAGGUGGUUUGUGAUGGGCUCGGCUCGAUCAGGAACAGGUAUUCAUAUAGAUCCAUUGGGUACCAGCGCUUGGAAUGCCCUAGUUAAGGGUCACAAACGGUGGUGUCUUUUGCCAACAAAUACUCCACGAGAACUUGUGAAAGUGAAGCCAGAUAUGGGGGGUAAGCAGCGAGAUGAGGCAAUCACAUGGUUUACGCAUGUUUACCCAUUGACACAGUUGCCAACCUGGCCUCAAGAGUACAAGCCUCUGGAGAUUCUUCAGCAUCCUGGGGAAACCGUUUUUGUUCCAGGGGGUUGGUGGCAUGUUGUCAUCAACAUGGAUGACACUAUUGCUGUGACACAGAACUUUUGCAGUGUUGUGAAUUUUCCCAUUGUCUGGCACAAAACAGUUCGUGGGCGGCCCAAGCUUUCCCGCAAGUGGUACAAGGCUUUGAAGAAAUUACGACCAGAGGUAGCCACCAUGGCAGACAAGGUUGAUCUGCAGAAACCCACAGGCUUUAAUUCAGACAGCUCCAGUUCUGCUUCAUCAUCUUCUUCCUCAUCUUCAUCUUCUGACGAUAGUGCAGACUCAGAACCUGAUUCAGAGUCAGAAAGCAACAGCAAACGACGCAAGGUGACACGCUCUCGUUCCCUCACUCCCAAUGGCAGCAAUGCACGUGACUCUCCACGAAGGCAUAGUGGACGUGAGCACUCCCGCUCACACCCAAAAUCGACCCAUUUGCACGAGUCUGAAAGAAGUGACAGAGGAGACCGCAGUGUCUCUAGCACUCCCAAGAACUCCAGAUGACCUUGAGACUCUCACUGUAUUGUAGCUUAUGGGUUUGUGAAUGUAGGAGGGCAAUGUGAUAAGGAGCCUGCUACAGCAGUUUUAGGGAACUCUUGGCACAGAUCUGUGAUCUCAUGCAUUAAGCUGAAAAAAUAUUCUGUUGAUUUACAGCCACCAGUAACAAUGCUAGUGUCCAAGGACCUUCUCUGCACAGAUACUAAUAUGUGCCUUACUCUAACCAUCUAUCUAGGAUUGUCAAGCUGUGGCAGGAAAAAGAAAGUACAGAAAUGGUGGAUUGGAGGUCAUAAAGAGUGUGUGUUCACAGGCUUACUGGAAAGAUUUUUUUGAGGAUAAAAAACAGGUUUUAAGAAAUUUCUUCAUAUAUGAAACAGAAAUGAUCUACAAAUUUUUAUCACGUUUUCACAGUUGCACUAUUUAGUUAUAAGAUACAUCUUCAUGCAAAAAUGACUUCUUUCGUAGUCUGUUCUUAGCAUUUUGUUGACAGAAGGUGGUGCUUGCCAUUUCCCUAAGUCUAGUUUUACACAGACCAGCUGCAUGCAGUAAACUAUUUUGCUUUCUUUAUGUAGCUUCUGUGUUCUAUACAAAACCUCUUUUAUAACCUAAGCCUUAUUUAGCCUUAAAAAAUGCCUUUGUUGAUACAUUCAGAUAAUAUUUAAAAAUUAUGGUGCACUGCCAUUUAUAUGCUUGCUGUUGGACCAGACAUAAACAUGCUUGAUAGCAGGAGUUUAUAUUACUCAUAGCUUGGUUUACAACAGCCAAUAGGACAGAAUGUGUAAUGAAUGAAAUGCAGUUGGACUUAUUAAGGUAGUCUGCUCGACAUGUCUCAGAUUAGAGCAUGUCAUCAUUUUAAUGUGCUGAUUCCACUUUAUAUUUGAAGUUAUUAUUUACCAUUAGCUUUAUUGUGAAACACAAGUUAUCAAAAAUGCUUCCAUCAUAAUUUUGUGAGGUUUUAAACUCCCAGUGUAGUUUAUGUGUAAUCCAGUAUCAUUAUUUUUUUAAGGAUACCUAAGGCAAGAUCUGCUUGGAGUACACACCACAAAAUUAUUGCGCAGGUGUAUAUUUGUAUGCAACAGUAUAAAGCAACAAAUAUUUAAAAAAAAAAUUCUGUAUCUUAUUUCUUUAUUUUCAACAGAUGUAAGUAAGAUGAUGUAAUUUUCGUUAUCUAGUAUCAUUUAAAUAAUUCCAAGAAAUUUUUUACCAUCUGUUGUUUAAGAUCCAGUAUAGAGGCAUUGUUUUCUAGCAGCUACCCACUGUAUUUUUUUAUUAGUGAUGGUACCAAAGUCACGUAAUUUCAGAGGCAUUAUUUGCGCUUAUCUUUGUCUUUUAUUGUUAUUAAACAUGUGUUGAGGAUAAAGCAUAUUAGAUCACACUCUGCAAUUUUUAUGCUUGCAUGGCAAGAUCUGGCUUUAUUUUUCUCAAAUGUAUAAAUAUUCAGAAUUUGUCUUGAAGAAGUCAAUUUGUUCUUAUUUUGUAAUUUUAGUGGCUAUUAGAAAGUAGAGCAAAGGUGUGGAAUUAUUAAUGCCAGCUAACAUUAAUAAAGUGGUCUUUUAGAAAAUAGUUUUUUUCACAAGCCAGUGGCCAAACCAUUGUGUACUCAUUCCUGCUCCAUUUUAGAGCCUAUUUUUGCAAUGUGCAGGGUGCACAGGCAGAAUGCACAUUUCCAAGGCAUUCCUCCAUUUUAGCAGUAGUGACAUGGUCUCUUCUGUGGACUUAUUGGGUUGUAUUUUGUAAAUGUUACGUUUAAGAGAAAGCUGUAUAAGCAAUCAGUUCGUAUCAUUUUUCCCCAGUGUUUGGCAUCAUACAUACGAGAAAAUCUUUCUGCGUUUUUUGUGUAAGAGCAGUCAGCCGCAGUUUUGGGUGUUCUGAUGAUAUGUAUGUGAAAUAACAAUAUUCAUGGCAGAGUAUUUGUGUGAGGGCUAGUGCCUACACAAUCCCUUUUGUGUGGUCUGAGCAGGAUAAGAACAAAGAUAUUCUUUGUUCCAAAAUACUUUUGGAAGUGUCCUUGCACAUGUGCACUGAACCUUUUUUUGGGAUGCAGGGGUCAGUUUGAAAUUUUUAAGAUUUGGCAAAUCAUGAGUCUGACAUGUGCAUGUGGCUUUUCAUUUAUGCUUUGUUUUUUGUUUUACAAAAGGUAGUCCCAUGACCUUAUGGUUUUGGGGGAGUUAGGUAAAGACUGCUUAUCUUGAGGUCAGCUUCCUGUGAGGGCAGUUUCCAUUUCUUCCUCACUGCCUUACCUUUCCCAACCCCCUCAAAAGUCAGGUACUUAUUUCUCAGCUGGGUCAGCUAGCAGAAGCGCAUUCAUCACAUGAAUAAUAAUGUUUGUGUAGAAAUGGCAACUGUGCACACCACUAGAUUUGGAUAUGGCUCCUCAAACCACUUGGCUAUCCACUUUCCCAAUUCUUUGGUUAGUUAGUGAUGAGAGAAAAAUGUUUAAGCUUGCUGUACUGAUGACCUGCCAAAAAAAGGACCAGCAAGUAUAAAUAGUUCAUGUGCAAGUAGUCAUUAAAAGCAUAUAUCAAGAAAAUGACUUCUACACUUUUCUGUAAUCAGAAUAUUAAAAUGGUCACGAUAGCUUAAUUGUCCAUCAAGGAUGUUAGGACUCUUUUUCUUUUAAGACUCAGCAGGAAAAAAUGUACUAUUUCAGUGCACAUCUAUGCCUUUUAAAACAAAUUGUGAAAAAGGCAGGGCAAGCCCUAAAACCUUUUGCUUCACAUUUUUGUUUUCUCAGUGUAUCAGGUUUUGACGUUAGGUUUAAAGUGAUGCCUAUGGUAUUGAGUGAAAAACUUCAGCUUCCUGCUGUCCCAGCAUGCUGAGCUUUUAAACAUUCUUCUAUCACCUGUACAAUUUAUGUUGUUUCUCUUCUUAUUCUGCAGCUAGUUUCUAGCAUUGCUCAAAACUAUCCUCACAGACACUUCCUACCAUUCCUUUGUUAGUGAGUCCUGCUGUUUGUUGAAUUUAGCUGUAGAGUUGCAUUAUCAAAAAUUUUUAAUAUUUUGAGAAUUGUGACUUGUCAGAUGAAAAUGUACAUCAGUAAUCUAGUCUUCUGAAUAUUCUUAAUGUACAUGGGGAUGUCUGCAGGACAGGGAUUGAAAGAGCUGUGUUGGCAUGAUUAAGUGAAUACAAUGAUUAACCCACAUUAUUGUAUACUUGUGACCAUGAGUAUAGCCUUGCAGAUGGUAACAUUUUGUAGAAGCAGGCAUUUUGCUAGGAAAGGGGUGUGUGGUUGAGAAUCAAAAGUAGUCUCUACUAAAGAUGGGAAAUGACAA